AUGAUCAUGACACACAACAACAUGUUUGUGUAUCUCGCCAACAACUCGACGGUGGUCCCGGGAGGGGAGAUGGAUGGAAUGAACACCAACUUGCCAAGAGCGGAGUGUAUUCAAGUCCUUGCGGCUUCGUUCGCUGAGGGUGUUAAAGAGACCACGACGAUCUGUGCCCUGGCGGCGGCGUCUCCGGAGCAAGGCACCGCUCGGAAGUAUCUUGAGGGCACCAGUCGGGCGAUCUCCGCUACCAUCGACGAAGAUCAAAAACUCGGAAAGGAAACCCUCGAGGGUUUGCGCGGAUUGCAGGGCGGCAUCGAAGAUCUCCUUCACGGCACAUCCGAGCCGACUUGGGAACAGAGCUUGAAGGUGGCGAUGUGGGCACAAGAGCACCCAAACGAAUGGGUGGUCUUUCUGUGA
Ectocarpus siliculosus is the source of this 411-nucleotide messenger RNA. The record is from the annotation of a GenBank genome assembly. NCBI's taxonomy places the organism in Eukaryota, Phaeophyceae, Ectocarpales, Ectocarpaceae.